This is a messenger RNA of Rhinolophus ferrumequinum (greater horseshoe bat), 1941 nucleotides long. It is a transcript of the gene GALR2, whose product is annotated as galanin receptor 2. Lineage: Eukaryota; Metazoa; Chordata; Mammalia; Chiroptera; Rhinolophidae. The record is from RefSeq and is a predicted model, not a curated record. Bases 623 to 1894 code for a protein of 423 amino acids. The transcript has 3 exons. Gene Ontology annotation, cellular component: membrane. Gene Ontology annotation, biological process: adenylate cyclase-modulating G protein-coupled receptor signaling pathway; neuropeptide signaling pathway; negative regulation of adenylate cyclase activity. Gene Ontology annotation, molecular function: galanin receptor activity.
GCCAUCCAAAAAAAGUGCUGCAUGGAACUCUGCUAUUUUCUAUUUCCUUAAAGUUUUCCCUUUUUUAAAUAUCUGAUUAGCGUAAAGGGAAAGAAAAAUUUGAAUCAUUCAGAUUCAACUCACUCGCUUCAGGGCUGUCAGACAUGUCUCGUUCCUUCUCACCAGAACCCUCUGAGAAGGUGUUAUUAGCACAUAUUAUAGCUGAAGAAACGGAGGCAUAGCGCCAAGGACAGCCUGACACACAGGAAAUGCUCAGUAUUUAUGGAUUGAAUUGGAGGGAGAAACGUUCAAUGGGGGAGAGAAGGGAGUGAGAUGAAGCUAAUCAAGCUCCCUCGGAAACCUCCUUCUGUCCUCCUCACCGGGUUCCCUGGGGUUCCUGAGGCGCGAUGCUCCUGGAAAGUAGAAACAGGGAGGUGUGGAGUACACGGUACGGCCUUCCCACUCGCCAGUUCUGGAGAACCGCGCGGCCCCUCACCCCUUAGGACCCGCGGGUAAAUCUUCCUAGAACGUCCCCCAACCAGCCCGGGGAAGUCAGGCGCGCCCGCCUGGCUGCAGGAAAGCGCCGAGGCGCGCAGGGUCCCAGGCAGAUGCUCCCAGUAGCGCCGCCCACAGGCAGGUCGGCAUGGUCGCGUCUGCCGAGGAGGUCGGUUCGCCUCUCAGCCCGGCACAGCCCGGACUCAGGGGCAUAAGCACGCCGAUGACUCCAGAGGGCCCUGGGCCCCCGGGAUGGACUGCCCGGGCCUCGCUGGGACACUCUAAGGCCACUCAACAGCCCUUCCUCCCGCUCGGCCAGCCGCCUCGGGGAACCAUCCCACUCUUCCAGCUGCUCGCUCCUCCCUCUGACCCCAGCGCAUCCCGGUCUCCAGCUCCAGCCGCGGCGAGGCUCACUCCGCCUGCAGCUCCGCGGAGUCGCGCCGGACGCUGGAGCCCCCGGAGCCGCGCGCUCGCCAAGACCCAGACGGCUGCAGGAGCCCGGGCGACCAUCUACACCCUGGACGGCUGGGUGUUCGGCGCGCUGCUCUGCAAGGCCGUGCAUUUUCUCAUAUUCCUCACCAUGCAUGCCAGCAGCUUCACGCUGGCCGCUGUCUCCCUGGACAGGUAUUUGGCUAUCCGCUACCCGCUGCACUCCCGCGAGAUGCGCACGCCUCGCAACGCGCUGGCGGCCAUCGGGCUCAUCUGGGGGCUGUCGUUGCUCUUCUCCGGGCCCUACCUGAGUUACUACCGCCAGUCGCGGUUGGCCAACCUGACCGUGUGCCAUCCUGCGUGGAGUGCGGCUCGCCGCCGCGCCAUGGACCUUUGCACCUUUGUCUUCAGCUACCUGCUGCCGGUGCUGGUGCUCGGCCUGACGUACGCGCGCACUCUGCACUACCUCUGGCGAGCCGUCGACCCGGUGGUCGCCGGCUCAGGCGCCCGGCACGCCAAGCGCAAGGUGACGCGCAUGAUCAUCAUCGUAGCGGCACUCUUCUGCCUCUGUUGGCUGCCUCACCACGCGCUUAUCCUCUGCGUGUGGUUUGGCCGCUUCCCACUUACGCGUGCCACCUACGCGCUGCGCAUCCUCUCGCACCUGGUCUCCUACGCUAAUUCAUGCGUCAACCCCAUCGUGUACGCGCUGGUUUCCAAGCACUUCCGCAAGGGCUUCCGCAAGAUCUGCGCGGGCCUGCUGCGCCGCGACCCGAGCAGAGCCUCAGGGCGCGUGUGCGUCGUGGCGCAGGGCACCCGCAGCGGCAGCGUGCUGGAGCGUGAGUCCACCGACCUGACGCACCUGAGCGAGGUGGCAGGGCCUUCUGCCCCUGCGCCGGCGUUUCCUAGCGGCUUGGCCUCGCGCGGGAUCCUGGGCCCAUCUUGUCUGGACCAAAAGGCUCCCAACGGCAUCCUGACAGUUAAUGUGACCUGAGCUCUUAGGGGGUACACUUGGAUAUUAAAGGAUUGGAGAUCGGGGAA